AUGCACUCGGACCAAUAUUUGAAUUUGCUAAUGAAUGAAGCUGGUCAGCAGGAUCCAGUUGUUGGUGACACUGUUGGACUUAAAACAAUAAUUUUAUUUUUUUCUUUUGUCGUUUUUUUCCAGCAAUCACUCAAAAGAGGGAAAACAGAAAGAGAAAAAAAAAAAAGUCUAGACACAGUGAAAUCGGGAUCUUUUCAAACUUACAACAUCAUCAAAGGCAAGAUGGAAGAUGCAGAAUUGAAUGCCAUUAGACAGGCGCGUCUAGCUGAGCUACAAAAGACCUCUGGUGGAGGGAGCUCCAGCUCUUCGACGGCACUGGGCCAACAGCAAGAACAACAACAAAGAGCAGCCAAUGACAUGACCAGUGCUAUUUUGGGGAAAGUAUUGGAAACUGAAGCACGAGAGAGAUUGAGUAGGGUGAGAAUUGUGAGGCCAGAUAGGGCACAAGCGGUGGAAAACUACAUCAUGAAGUUGUAUUCAAUUGGACAAAUAAGGCAAAAAUUGAGUGAAAAGGACAUUGUGGAAAUACUUGAUGGUCUAAGUAGAGACACCCAGCAAAAACAACAGUCCAAAAUUGUAUAUAAUAGAAAGCAAACCCUUGAUGACGAUGACGAAGAUGAUUUUUUUGAUUAA
This is a messenger RNA of Lodderomyces parapsilosis, 633 nucleotides long. RefSeq lists its product as uncharacterized. Gene Ontology annotation, molecular function: DNA binding. Bases 1 to 633 code for a protein of 210 amino acids. Gene Ontology annotation, cellular component: cytosol; nucleus. Lineage: Eukaryota; Fungi; Ascomycota; Pichiomycetes; Serinales; Debaryomycetaceae. The record is from RefSeq and is a predicted model, not a curated record. The transcript has a single exon.